Empidonax traillii (willow flycatcher) is the source of this 1639-nucleotide messenger RNA. It is a transcript of the gene PMPCB, whose product is annotated as peptidase, mitochondrial processing beta subunit. The record is from RefSeq and is a predicted model, not a curated record. NCBI's taxonomy places the organism in Eukaryota, Metazoa, Chordata, Aves, Passeriformes, Tyrannidae. The transcript has 13 exons. Gene Ontology annotation, molecular function: metalloendopeptidase activity; metal ion binding. Gene Ontology annotation, cellular component: mitochondrion. Bases 9 to 1472 code for a protein of 487 amino acids.
CCGCCAAGAUGGCCGCCUCUGCAGCGCGCUCCGCGGCCCGGCGGCUCAUCCUGCCCUGGUCCACCCGUCUCGGGCGAGCGCCCGGCGCGGCGGAGCGGUGUGUGCACGUUGGAACGGGCAGGCUCAGAGCUUCCAAAGCAGCCACGGAAGUAAUCUUAAAUGUUCCUGAGACCAGGGUGAGUCCGUUGGAAAAUGGCUUGCAAGUAGCUUCUGAAGACUCUGGACUCUCAACAUGCACAGUUGGACUUUGGAUUGAUGCUGGAAGCAGGUAUGAAAAUGAGAAGAACAAUGGGACUGCUCACUUCCUUGAGCAUAUGGCUUUCAAGGGAACAAAAAAGAGGUCUCAGUUAGACCUUGAGCUAGAGAUUGAGAACAUGGGAGCUCAUCUGAAUGCGUAUACAUCCAGGGAACAAACUGUGUAUUAUGCCAAGGCUUUUUCAAAAGACUUACCAAGAGCUGUGGAAAUCCUUGCUGACAUAAUUCAGAACAGCACCCUGGGAGAAGCAGAGAUUGAGCGUGAGCGGGGAGUUAUCCUUCGGGAGAUGCAAGAGGUUGAAACCAAUUUGCAGGAAGUUGUCUUUGAUUACCUUCAUGCCACAGCCUAUCAGAAAACAGCCCUAGGACGGACAAUUUUAGGUCCCACUGAAAACAUCAAAUCCAUAAAUCGUAAUGACUUGGUGGAGUACAUAACAACACAUUACAAAGGACCCAGAAUGGUCCUGGCUGCUGCUGGAGGGGUGUGUCAUGAUGAACUGCUUGACCUAGCGAAGUGCCAUUUUGGUAACUUGCCAUCUGCUCCAGAAGGAGGACUGCCACCCCUGCCACCUUGUAGCUUCACAGGUAGUGAGAUUCGAAUCCGGGAUGACAAGAUGCCCCUGGCGCACCUGGCCAUAGCCGUGGAAGCAGCUGGCUGGUCAGACCCGGAUACAAUCCCACUCAUGGUGGCCAAUACUCUGAUAGGUAACUGGGAUCGUUCCUUCGGAGGAGGCGUGCAGAAUUUAUCCAGUAAACUUGCUCAGAUUGCCUGCCAUGGUAACCUGUGUCACAGUUUCCAGUCCUUCAACACCUGCUAUACUGACACAGGCCUGUGGGGACUCUAUAUGGUCUGUGAGCCAUCUACUAUUCAGGACAUGGUGCACUUUGUUCAGAAAGAAUGGAUGAGACUUUGCACAAGUGUUACAGAGAACGAAGUAGCUCGAGCAAAAAAUCUUCUGAAGACAAAUAUGCUGCUACAACUUGAUGGGUCUACACCAAUCUGUGAAGACAUUGGAAGACAAAUGCUGUGUUAUAAGCGCCGAAUCCCAAUUCCCGAACUUGAGGCAAGAAUUGAUGCUAUUGAUGCCCAGACUAUUAGAGAUAUCUGCACAAAGUACAUCUAUGAUAAGCAUCCUGCAGUUGCUGCUGUCGGUCCAAUUGAACAACUUCCAGAGUAUAGCAAAAUCUGCAGUGGCAUGUAUUGGCGCCGUGAGUAGUGAAUAACAAGAACUUUCAGUAUAUUUGAGCUAUAAAAAAAAAAACAACAAACCAGAAAACCAAUAAAAAAUCCCACAACAACAACAACCCCCUCCCCCCCCACCAAGCAACUACACCCGUUUAAAGCUUUUGAGUUGUAUUUGAGAAGAUUAAAUCUCAAGAACCA